Molecule: messenger RNA, 1465 nt
Organism: Odocoileus virginianus texanus
Lineage: Eukaryota; Metazoa; Chordata; Mammalia; Artiodactyla; Cervidae
Source: RefSeq, a predicted model, not a curated record
ACCCCCACCCCGUCGCGUCCCUGAGCAGGCCUGACCAGCCUGGAGCCUCCCCAGAGAGGCCAGCUGCGAGGCGAGAGGUCUGCGGCCCGCAAGAAAAGGUCUAGCUGGACCGGAGAGCGGGGUGCUGAGAAUCUUCAGGAAUUUGAUUCCGCACACCUGUGGAAUCUAUGGAGAAAAAUAUGGCAAUUUCCCUUCAUUAAUCAGGAGGUUCUUGAAACAUAGUUGAGCUGUUAUUUGAAUAUCUCACAGCCUGUGGAGAGGCACAGCUGAAGAUUCUACCCAAGGUGUUCUGAGCAAACUAUUUGCUGACUCACCAAGGACAGGGUCCAGCCUCAGGCAGCAGGUACUCAAGUACAGCCCAUGGAAGAAUCAUACGAAGAGGUGGCGAUUAAGCUCAUACAGCAGGAGUGGACAUGUUUGGAUUUCCAACAGCUACCCUGCUGGACUGUCAUGGAAGAUAUGCCCAGAAUGUAGCCUUUUUCACAUAUUGGUGCAUCUUACAUGACUUCCCUCUCAUUUUACCAGAUGUGAUGACAGAAGCCCACCAAAAAUAUGAUCACUCUGAGGCCACAGGAUCCUCAAGCUGGGAUUUCCAGAAUUCUUUCAGAAGAGAGAAGCUGGAACAAAAAUCCCCAGAUUCUAAGACACUACAGGAAGAUUCACCUGGAGUGAGACAGAGGGUCUAUGAGUGCCAGGAAUGUGGAAAAUCCUUCAGGCAGAAGGGUAGUCUAACAUUACAUGAGAGAAUCCACACUGGUCAGAAGCCCUUUGAGUGCACCCAUUGUGGAAAAAGCUUUAGGGCCAAAGGCAAUCUUGUUACACAUCAACGAAUACACACAGGAGAGAAGCCCUAUCAGUGCAAGGAGUGUGGGAAAAGCUUUAGUCAACGAGGUAGUCUGGCCGUUCAUGAAAGACUCCACACGGGACAGAAACCCUAUGAGUGUGCUAUUUGUCAGAGAAGCUUCAGGAAUCAAAGUAACCUUGCUGUUCACAGAAGAGUUCAUAGUGGUGAGAAGCCCUAUAGAUGUGAUCAGUGUGGAAAAGCCUUCAGUCAGAAAGGAAGCUUAAUUGUUCAUAUCAGAGUCCACACAGGCCUGAAACCCUAUGCCUGUGCACAAUGCAGGAAGAGUUUCCACACCAGGGGGAACUGUGUUCUGCAUGGCAAAAUCCACACGGGAGAGACACCCUAUCUGUGUGGCCAGUGUGGGAAAAGCUUCACUCAGAGAGGGAGUCUGGCUGUGCACCAGCGAAGCUGCUCACAAAGGCUCACCUUGUAACCACUCUCUUCAGAGGAAGUUCUCUUUAUGAAUUAACAGCAUAAAAUCACCUGAGAUUAAACAGCCUAUCCAGUUUUAUGGAAUGAAUGGAGACUCUUUCAGAAAGACCAUCACUGGGUAGAGCAAACUGAGUUUUCUUUUUUCCCCCCAAAUGAGUAUGAAAAAUAAAUGUCUUAUUAUCAUUAUCA